CAUUUUACUGAGGUAGAUAUUACAGCACCACUUAUUCGUUUGAUUGUUGUGCGCUUCGCUGUCCGCUUCUCCUGACGCACCAAUUCAGCGCGUUUUCCAGCAGAGAUCGUUGUGAGAUCGCAGGACGGGAGGAUGACAGCUCGAGUGUAUUUCUCGUUGAUUGCUGUUUUAUUGUGUCUGUUCGGAUACUUGAACCUAACUCACGCUAUUCCAAGACGAACCACAGUGAAGCCGGGUCAAUGUCCAAUAUCGGAGAUGAUUCCACUGUGUGCUAAAAGCUGUUUCCAUGAUGGCCAGUGUCCGACCCGACAGAAGUGUUGCCCAACCACUGGUGGCUUUGCAUGCAGUGAACCAUGUGGCCAGGGAAGAGGUCAGGGAAGUUGCCAGGGAAGUGGACAGGGUCAGGGACAGGGAAGUGGCCAAGGACAGGGCCAGGGAAGCGGCCAGGGAAGCGGUCAGGGACAAGGCCAGGGAAGCGGUCAGGGACAAGGCCAGGGAAGCGGUCAGGGACAAGGCCAGGGUAGUGGACAGGGUCAAGGACAGGGCCAGGGUAGGGGCCAAGGUCAGGGACAGGGAAGCGGUCAGGGACAGGGAAGCGGUAAGGGACAAGGACAGGGUCAGGGACAGGGAAGCGGUCGGGGACAGGGCCAAGGUCAGGGCCAGGGAAGCGGCCAGGGCCAGGGACAAGGCCAGGGUAGUGGUCAGGGACAGGGAAGUGGUCGGGGACAAGGACAGGGUCAGGGAAGUGGUCGGGGACAAGGACAGGGUCAGGGAAGUGGUCGGGGACAAGGACAGGGUCAGGGAAGUGGUCGGGGACAAGGACAGGGUCAGGGAAGUGGUCGGGGACAGGGUCAGGGUAGUGGCCAGGGACAGGGCCAGGGAAGUGGCCAGGGACAGGGCCAGGGUAGUGGUCAGGGCCAGGGACAGGGAAGUGGCCAGGGACAGGGACAAGGCCAGGGUAGUGGUCAGGGACAAGGCCAGGGUAGUGGACAGGGUCAAGGUCAGGGACAGGGAAGCGGCCAGGGUCAGGGUCAAGGCCAGGGUAGUGGUCAGGGACAGGGAAGUGGUCAGGGACAAGGACAGGGUCAGGGUAGUGGCCAGGGACAAGGCCAGGGACAGGGUAGUGGCCAGGGACAGGGUAGUGGCCAGGGACAGGGUAGUGGUCAGGGACAAGGCCAGGGUAGUGGUCAGGGACAAGGACAGGGAAGUGGCCAGGGACAGGGCCAGGGUAGUGGUCAGGGACAAGGCCAGGGUAGUGGACAGGGUCAAGGACAGGGCCAGGGUAGUGGCCAGGGACAGGGACAGGGUCAAGGUCAGGGACAGGGAAGCGGUCGGGGACAGGGUCAGGGACAGGGAAGCGGCCAGGGUCAGGGACAGGGAAGCGGCCAGGGUCAGGGACAAGGCCAGGGAAGUGGCCAGGGACAAGGACAGGGCCAGGGACAAGGCCAGGGUAGUGGUCAGGGACAGGGAAGUGGUCAGGGACAGGGUCAGGGUAGUGGCCAGGGACAAGGACAGGGACAGGGUAGUGGUCAGGGACAGGGAAGU
Molecule: messenger RNA, 1545 nt
Organism: Carassius carassius (crucian carp)
Lineage: Eukaryota; Metazoa; Chordata; Actinopteri; Cypriniformes; Cyprinidae
Product: putative per-hexamer repeat protein 5
Exons: 3
Cellular component (GO): extracellular region
Molecular function (GO): peptidase inhibitor activity
Source: RefSeq, a predicted model, not a curated record